AUGCUACGUGAUCGCGAGCUACCCUGUCUACCAGGGUACAAUUUCGAUAAAAACCUUGGUCGAACAAGAUUUCAUAGGGAUCAAUAUUUCGGUAAGAUACACGACGGAGUUUAUUAUUUAUUGGACAAGGCGGAUAAAGGCGAUCAUGUUAGCUAUCCGUCCAUUUAUCCUCGCGGAGAAGCACAAGAAUUACCGCCCUGGAUCGCUUACAAUGGCCAAAGAUUGAUGUUCAAGGCCUUUUUUCAAGAAACCGUUCAAGAGAGAUGGAAAACAGCUUAUCAAAUUCGGGUAGUAAAUAUUAGUUUCUUCCUGGAGGACGGCACAAUGAAAAUAUCUGAACCUUCUACGGAAAAUAGUGGUCUUGAACAAGGCGUUUUACUGAGGCGACAGAGAAUCUCAAUGCCGGAUCCAGUUAGCUACAGAUAUUACGAUAUAAUUGAUUUAAAUAUCGGCAAAGAACCGGAAAUAUUUGGUAGGGUGUACAAGAUCGUCGAUUGCGAUAAAUUUACUAGACGAUUUCUAAAUCGCAUGGGUAUCUUGGUUCCGGAUCCGAUCGAAGUACCAAAAGAUCCUUACACGGAAUUACGAAGAUUUGAAACGUUUCCGAAAAAACCCAAUCGGAGGGUCGACACUCGUGGCGAUUUUAUCAAGUAUGAUAAACAAGUAUUACGGUUCUACGGCUAUUGGGACGACACGGAUAAUCUUUAUGGCGUCGUUCACGAUUUGGAAAUUCAUUACUAUCUUGCGGAUAACACGAUGGAGAUAAAAGAGAAUGUACCCCCGAAUUCCGGACGAGAUUCUGGUUUUAUGUUUUUGCAACGAAUGAAGGUUCCAAAAUUCUUUUCCGAGUUGGAACCGAUCGGCGCCCAGGAUUUUUCUACCAUUCUAAACACCAUGGAAGACGACACAGCCCAUGGUUACUACUUGAUAGAUCCUUUGAACACUGGGAAAGUUUGUAGAGACAUUUAUAAAGACAACGAGCUUAAUAUCGGUGCUCGAAUAAAUAUUUUUGGAAGGAAGAUUGUUAUAACGGAUAUGGAUGCUUUUACGAAGGAAUAUUAUAGGGUGAAGUAUGGCAUGGACGAUUUCACGGCUCUGGAGAAACCAAAGAAAAGCGACGAAAAUUGUACGAAAGUGGAGAAAUAUAUUCCACCGUACAACGGAUUUGGUUCCUACGAUGAUUCCCUCGGGAAUUGCUUCAGCGUGAUGCCAAAGCCGCCCAAAAUUGACAUUAUUAAAUUUUUGAAUUACGAUAAGCAAGGUUUUGACAGUUAUGUUCUGAGAUUCAGAGCCAAGAUGAUAUCGAACGUUCCGGAAAACAGAGACAGAUUGUUUAUUAUAAGAGUUUUUCUCAUGGACGACGCGAUAUCUAUUUUCGAAUUGGGAAUAAGAAAUUCAGGUUUCAGGCGAUGUCUGUUCCAGAAAAAAAUGCCAGUGAUGUUGCCUUAUCAAGAGAUAUUUACGAACAAGAAACCGAAUUAUUACAAACCGAAUGAUUUCUAUAUUGGAGCUCGCGUUAACUUGAAUCAUUUUAUUUUUCAACUCAUUUCCGCCGACGUUUACGCUCUUCGUCACAUGGAGCUACAUUGCGACAAGUUCCCGCAAGCUAACAUCAAAUUAAUAAUGGGAAAAUUACGUGAAAUUUUGAGACCAGUUUAUAAGGAAUUUAUACAGUACUAUACGUCCGUAACAUUGGUCGACGAGGAUUUAAAAAUAUUGCCGUACGAGAAACUCAGAGAAAUGAUAUGCAAGUAUUCAGAAGGUAAAAUAACGGAACACGAGACGAUUACGAUAGCUCGACACUAUUCCUCGCACGAGAAAAAAGAAUUUUAUGCUCGGGAAUACGUAAGAAGACUGAUGCACACUGAACUUUUGCGAUCGUUGUGGAACGACCUCGAUCGAUUGGAAGAAGAUCUUCGCCAUUGGGACAGGGGAAGAACAGGAUUUUUACCACGCGACACAAUAUAUACCGUACUUUGUGGAUCCCGAAUACCAGCCGACGUGGAACUAAUACAUUCUACGCUCGAUCACAUUCGCAGCAACGAGGAGGGAAAAUUAGAUUACAAUGAUUUGCUGCGAUUCAUGAACGUGAAGGUCGAUCCUCUUCCUCCUGCAUCGCCUAUAAAUAUUAAGACAGCGCUGUGGUGGGCGUCCGAAGUGGAACCAGAUUGCGGAACCGGUAUAAAUUGGUGUGCUUUUGUCAAGGAUUUGGAUAUCAAAGACGAAGAAGAUCCCGACGAAAGACCUAAAGUCUUAGAUCCGAAAUGUGUCGCACUGAAUGCUUAA
This is a messenger RNA of Colletes gigas, 2286 nucleotides long. Its product is annotated as EF-hand domain-containing family member C2-like. Gene Ontology annotation, cellular component: microtubule. The record is from RefSeq and is a predicted model, not a curated record. Gene Ontology annotation, biological process: regulation of neuron projection development. The transcript is spliced from 14 exons. Lineage: Eukaryota; Metazoa; Arthropoda; Insecta; Hymenoptera; Colletidae. The coding region runs from base 1 to 2286 and encodes 761 amino acids.